CAGUCACCUGCCUCCUUCAGAUCUGGUGUUCAGACUCUUGCACGUUUAGGUUCCAGGAAAUUGCCCAACCCCUCAUUCCCUUUGGGAUCUUGGGUCUAACUUCUCCCUCCUGAGCCUGCGUCAGUUGUCAACUCUGAGUCAAAGAUUCUCACCCUCCCCCCACUUCCCCAGGCUAUUCUGAGGGCACCGGUCUGAUCUUGGUUAGCUUCUCUGGUGAAAGAAACAUCAGGAUUGCAUCAGGGUCCAGGAGGAGGAGGCUGGGAUGUUUGGUGUGUGAGUGCCUGGGCUGGGAUUUGUGGGCAGGUUGGUCUGAAGCUCCCACACCAGGACUCCUGUGUCCUUGAGGAGAACGCUUGGGUCAUGCAGCACUUGCUGCUUUCUUAAUGACCAAGGAACCUCAGUGUCUGACUCCCAGAAACCCAGAAAGUCAGGUGAGAUGCAGAAACGCCAGAGGAACCUCAGUGUCUGACCCCCAGAAACCCAGAAAGUCAGGUGAGAUGCAGAAACGCCAGUUGUGGGACACCAUCUGCAUCAGUCAGGCAGAGAGGUGGAUCCCAGCCCCCUUCCUGCUCAGACUCAGGAGUCCAGGCCGCCAGCCCCCUCCUCCCUCAGACCCAAGAGCCUGAACCCCCAGCCUCCUGCUUCUUCAGACCCACGAGUCUGAAACCCCAGCUCCCUCCUGCCUCAGACCAAACGGUCUGAGCCCCCAGCCCCUUUCACUCAGGUCCCACUUCAUCACAUUUCUAUCCCCCUGAUGCCUCAGACCCAGGAGCCCAGGGCCUCAGCUGGAAGGACCCCUGAUUGCAUCAUCCGUUCAGGCUGACCUGGCCACCGUGGAAUUCUAGCAUCUGCCAUGUGGGUCAAAUAUCAAGGGUCAAGCGUCGGGAAGGUGAUUGGGCGGGUCUGUCUGGGUAUAAAUUCUGGAGUAUCUGCAUUCUUCCCAAGAGAUUUGGGUGUCCUGUCAGCUGUGAAUCUGCGUGCAAGAGGACCCAGGCAUUUCAGCUACCAGAGAAGCCAUCGUGAAUCUGCUCUCCCCGACAGCCAGGCUCUGAAACAGAAUCUAGACCAUUCAGGUCUUCAAAGCCCAGACCCCAUACCUCACUUGAGGACGUGAACCAUUGAUGGGCUGGGACAAGACCAAACUCGAGCACCUGGGACUGUGGGUCCCUGUGCUAGCUGUCCUGCUGGGACCCUGCCAGGCACAUCCCAUUCCUGACUCCAGCCCCCUCCUCCAAUUUGGGGGCCAAGUCCGCCAGCGAUACCUCUACACGGAUGAUGCCCAGGAGACGGAGGCCCACCUGGAGAUCAGGGCUGAUGGCACAGUGGUGGGGACGGCCCGCCGGAGCCCCGAAAGUCUUCUGGAGCUGAAAGCCCUAAAGCCAGGGGUCAUUCAAAUCUUGGGAGUUAAAACAUCCAGGUUCCUGUGCCAGGGGCCAGAGGGGAGGCUGUAUGGAUCGCUCCACUUCAACCCCCAGGCCUGCAGCUUCCGGGAGCUGCUUCUUGAAGAUGGAUACAACGUUUACCAGUCUGAGGCUCUUGGCAUUCCCCUCCGCCUGCCCCCGCACCGCUCCUCCAACUGGGACCUGGCCCCCCGGGGACCUGCUCGCUUCCUGCCGCUGCCAGGCUUCCUCCCGCCACCCCUGGAGCCUCCAGGGAUCUUGGCCCCCGAGCCUCCCAACGUGGGUUCCUCGGACCCCUUGAACAUGGUGGGACCUUCACAUGGCCGAAGCCCCAGCUACACUUCCUGAAGCUACAGGCUGUUUAUUACUGAGUCUCCUCUUUAUUUAUUGUAUUAUUUAUCUUAUUUAUUUUCUUUUUUUUCUAACUUGAAAUAAUAAAGAGUCUGAGAGGAGGA
Molecule: messenger RNA, 1855 nt
Organism: Orcinus orca (killer whale)
Lineage: Eukaryota; Metazoa; Chordata; Mammalia; Artiodactyla; Delphinidae
Gene: FGF21
Product: fibroblast growth factor 21
Exons: 3
Coding region: 1122-1748 (208 amino acids)
Biological process (GO): fibroblast growth factor receptor signaling pathway; cell differentiation; regulation of cell migration
Cellular component (GO): cytoplasm
Molecular function (GO): fibroblast growth factor receptor binding; growth factor activity
Source: RefSeq, a predicted model, not a curated record